Messenger RNA from Hylaeus anthracinus, 2329 nucleotides. RefSeq names its product CDP-diacylglycerol--glycerol-3-phosphate 3-phosphatidyltransferase, mitochondrial (gene PGS1). The record is from RefSeq and is a predicted model, not a curated record. The transcript has 8 exons. Bases 164 to 1720 code for a protein of 518 amino acids. NCBI's taxonomy places the organism in Eukaryota, Metazoa, Arthropoda, Insecta, Hymenoptera, Colletidae. Gene Ontology annotation, molecular function: CDP-diacylglycerol-glycerol-3-phosphate 3-phosphatidyltransferase activity. Gene Ontology annotation, biological process: cardiolipin biosynthetic process. Gene Ontology annotation, cellular component: mitochondrion.
UUCUCUAUAAUUAUGAUUUUGUAAACGUUUAUUCGAUUAGCUAAGAAAACUGUUUGUAUGUGUACAUAAGCACAUGCAUACAGAAUGCUGAUGGAAUUUCGUGUGAUGCAUGAAAAGCGUGAGAGAUAUAUUACUCAUAUAAUUACUCAAUAAGAAAUUACUCAUGCACGGUGUGAUUUUGAAAAAUUUAAAAUGGUUUUACACCAGGAAACCGUUGAUAUAUAGUCAAACAGAAUUGAAAUCCAUUUGUAUAAAUUCAAUUGCAACAAGAAGCAUCUCACAGAUUGCUAUGGUAGAUGAAGAAAAAGACUCUGAAGUCGAAAUUAUGCAGUCAGAGCUGCAUACGUUGUCUUGGCUAUACAAAGCUGCUCCAUGCUUCCCUAUAAAUGGAUCGAAGAUUAAGAUUAUUCAUGAACCCAGCAUGUUUUAUUCUACUCUUAUAGAAAAAUGUAAAAAUGCAAGGAGAAGAAUAACAUUUGCAUCCCUGUAUUUAGGCACUGGAAAAUUAGAAAUUAAUUUAGUAAAAGCUAUAGAUCAGGCUUUGAGUACAAGUAAUGGUAAUGUUGAAGUUAAAAUUUUGUUGGAUUUUAUGAGAGGUUCCAGAGGUAAAUUGAACUCGCGUAAAAUGUUAGAACCGUUACUUAAAGGGAAAUAUGGUAAUUGCUACCAGAUUUUUCUGUACCAUACUCCAAAACUUCGAGGAUUAUUAAAGAUGAUGAUACCAGAUCGUUUCAAUGAAUUAGUAGGACUACAGCAUAUGAAGUUAUACUUAAUAGAUAACGACAUAAUAAUUAGUGGAGCUAAUCUUAGCAAUGAUUAUUUUAUGAACCGACAAGACCGUUACUUUCUAAUCGAAGAUUGCAAAGAGCUUUGUGAUUUUUACAAUGAAUUAGUCGAAAGAGUAGGAGAAUUUAGCUUUCUGCUCCAACCAGAUGGAACUGUAGUAUUAAAUUCUACCGCAAACGUUCAUCCGUUUAAAGAUUCUUCGAAAAAAUUCAUCGAAAGUGCCGCGCAUAGCGUGAAAACUUUUAUGCAAAGGGAAAUAGAACGCUCUAAUUUUGAAAAAAUAGGAAAAGAUUCAAAUACGGAUACUUGGAUCUUCCCUUUGAUACAAAUGGGUCAACUAAACGUUCAUCAUGAUAGCGAAAUAACAUUGAAACUUUUACGAACGGCACCACCAGGUACAACACUUAGAUUAGCAACUGGUUAUUUUAAUUUAACUUCAGAAUACAGCAAUGCAUUACUUAGCGACUGCAAAGGAAUAUGUCAUCUCCUAACAGCGCAUCCAACUGCCACUGGCUUCUUUUCUGCAAAGGGUGUUGCUGGUGGAAUUCCAGCAGCGUAUACGAUAAUAGAGAAAUCGUUUGUCAAACUCUGUGACGUCAUGGGACAACAAAAAAGAGUGACUUUAUGGGAAUUUAUUAAAUCAGGAUGGACGUACCACGCGAAAGGAUUAUGGUAUUCUUUACCAGGGCAAGAGAAACCUUGUCUGACACUUAUUGGAUCACCUAAUUUUGGUUAUCGAUCAGUCAGCAAGGAUUUAGAAACUCAAAUUGCUGUGUUGACGAAAAACCAGAAGUUACAGAAUGAAUUACAAAAAGAACACGAACGAUUAUUUUUGUGCGCGAAGCCAGUAACAAACAGAACAUUUAACGAACAAGAUAGAAUUCCACCGAGAUGGGUAUGCGGCAUAGUUUUGCUGUUUCGAUAUUAUUUUUAAAUAAUAUGGGAUAGAUGAAUUAAAAAAAUUAUCCCUUGUACAAAAUAAAAACGUAAAUAAGAAUGAUCGAUCGAGGUUUUAAUUUAUAGUUUCUUCAGUCAUCGUGUAGCGUUUAAAAUUAGCUAAAAAAAUGUGUGUGUCUUUUCCUGUUAAUAAAUAUGUUCGACUCUAUAAAGCUAGCUAUAUGGGUUCAAUAAAUAAAAAGUACAGUGAAUGUGGUUAUACUGAUAAUAAUUAUUUGUUGAUUGACAUACUAUCCUGUAUGGAACGUGAUAAAACUUUAUGGUACUAUGAUUGCGACGUUUUACACGAAACGUCGAAACAGUGGAAGCAAUUCCAAUUAGAGUGCAGAAAUAAUACAAAAGAAACUGUUCAUAACCACUUAAAUUAGUCAUUGUUUGCUAUUGAAAGUCACAAUUAAUGUGACUCUGGAAGAUAAUUGUUUCAAUGACACUUUGCACAAAUGAUUGAAUCGGUUUUGCACUAGAGAUUUCCAAGAAUGGCAGACAGGAAAACUUCUCCCACAACUUUUUAUUUAUUUGUCGUCCAGAAUGAACGUUUCUUCUUUGACGAAAAAUUCAAUUACUUCCUCCUCUACGUUCUUCGAAU